GUGGCCACACCUACACCUGACCAGUGGGGUUCCCCAUCCCACAUCAUCGUGGACUCCCAUGGCUGUCUUGUGGAUGGGCUGUCAGAUGCCUCUUCAGCCUUCCAAGCCCCCAGACCCGGACCUGAGAAGCUUCGUUUCACUGUGGAUGUGUUCUACUUUGCUAACGACUCCAGGAAUACAGUGUAUAUCACCUGCCACCUGAAGGCCAUCCCCGCUGACCGGGACCCUGAUCCCCAGCACAAGGCCUGUUCCUUCAAUAAAGCUUCUCGCAGCUGGUCCCCAGUAGAGGGCUUUGAGAAUAUCUGUGACUGUUGCACUGUGGGGGACUGCGGGGCCCCAGUGUUCCCUGAAAACAUGACAGGACCAAUGUGGCAGCAGGACCCGAUUAGCCGCACUCGAAGACACGUGACUCAGGAGGCUGACGUCACCUUGGGCCCUCUCAUCUUCUUGGGCAGGGCUGGGGACCACGGCGAGGACCCCUCUCUGCAUGGCUCCCUGGCUCUGGCCCUUGGCCUGGCUGCCCUGGCCUCUGUCAUUCUGGCUGCCCUUGUUCUGACCCUCAGCAGGGCACGACCCAUGUCCCCUGCUGUGCCACAUCCUGCCUCUGCUUCCUAA
Molecule: messenger RNA, 615 nt
Organism: Suncus etruscus (white-toothed pygmy shrew)
Lineage: Eukaryota; Metazoa; Chordata; Mammalia; Eulipotyphla; Soricidae
Product: zona pellucida sperm-binding protein 3-like
Exons: 1
Biological process (GO): binding of sperm to zona pellucida; positive regulation of acrosome reaction; egg coat formation
Cellular component (GO): extracellular matrix
Molecular function (GO): acrosin binding
Source: RefSeq, a predicted model, not a curated record